CACUACCGGGGUGCGCGGCGGCAUGUGGCCCAGAGUGCUGUUGGGGGAGGCCCGGGUGGCUGCGGGCGGAUGCCGCGCUCUCUCGUCUCGCCUUGCUGUGCGUUUCUCCCCGCCAUGGACUGCUGGGAAUGGCUCAACCCUGCGGAGGAGUCUGCAUGGAACUGCGAUGCGAGCUUUCCCGCUCAUCCCCAUAGUAGUGGAGCAGACGGGUCGAGGCGAGCGCGCUUAUGACAUAUACUCGAGACUGUUGAGGGAACGCAUCGUGUGCGUCAUGGGCCCGAUUGAUGACAGUGUGGCCAGUCUGGUCAUCGCCCAGCUGUUGUUCUUACAGUCUGAAAGCAACAAGAAACCCAUUCAUAUGUACAUCAACAGCCCAGGUGGUGUGGUGACUGCGGGCCUGGCUAUCUACGACACAAUGCAGUACAUUCUGAACCCCAUCUGCACAUGGUGUGUUGGACAGGCUGCCAGCAUGGGCUCCCUGCUCCUCGCUGCUGGCAGCCCGGGCAUGCGCCAUUCACUGCCCAAUUCCAGAAUCAUGAUCCACCAGCCCUCCGGAGGAGCCAGAGGCCAAGCCACAGACAUCGCCAUCCAGGCAGAGGAGAUCAUGAAGCUGAAAAAGCAGCUAUACAACAUCUAUGCCAAACACACCAAGCAGAGCCUGCAGGUGAUCGAGUCAGCCAUGGAGAGGGACCGCUACAUGAGCCCCAUGGAAGCCCAAGAGUUUGGCAUCUUGGACAAGGUCUUGGUCCACCCACCUCAGGACGGGGAGGAUGAGCCAGAACUGGUGCAGAAGGAGACUGCCGCAGCCCCGACGGACCCUCCUGCCCCGGCAGGCACCUAGAGGCCUGACCUCCUCUCCAGCAGUGUGAAGACCACACUGAGGACUACUCUACACUUCUUUUGCUGGGGCCAAGAAUGAUCCCUGGAGGAGAUGUGGAUUGAGAUUGCCCUCAAAGCAGGGCAGCCUGCCUGAGACACUGAUUUUACAUUAAAUCUUUGUGGUCUUUGCCCCAUGUC
This is a messenger RNA of Arvicanthis niloticus (Nile rat), 1017 nucleotides long. RefSeq names its product caseinolytic mitochondrial matrix peptidase proteolytic subunit (gene Clpp). NCBI's taxonomy places the organism in Eukaryota, Metazoa, Chordata, Mammalia, Rodentia, Muridae. Gene Ontology annotation, cellular component: endopeptidase Clp complex. Gene Ontology annotation, molecular function: serine-type endopeptidase activity; ATP-dependent peptidase activity; ATPase binding. Gene Ontology annotation, biological process: protein quality control for misfolded or incompletely synthesized proteins. The record is from RefSeq and is a predicted model, not a curated record.